Messenger RNA from Solea senegalensis (Senegalese sole), 1232 nucleotides. Its product is annotated as prohibitin-2-like. The record is from RefSeq and is a predicted model, not a curated record. Gene Ontology annotation, biological process: mitochondrion organization. NCBI's taxonomy places the organism in Eukaryota, Metazoa, Chordata, Actinopteri, Pleuronectiformes, Soleidae. Gene Ontology annotation, cellular component: membrane; mitochondrion. Bases 57 to 965 code for a protein of 302 amino acids. The transcript has 10 exons.
AGUGCGUCAUCACCCGUAACCUUGUACCCCAGUGUUUGAAGAGACAGAGGACGAGCAUGGCGAAUAAGGAUCCCGGUGGUUUCCUGCAGCAGCUGCGACAGAUCGCAGGUAGGAUGUCUUCUGGACCUCGUGGGACAGGGAUCGGUAUCAAACUGCUGAUUGGUGCUGGAGCUCUGGCUUAUGGAGUGAAGGAAGCCACAUACACAGUGGAGGGAGGUCAGAGGGCGAUCGUCUUCAACAGGAUUGGUGGGAUCCAGAUGGACACAGUGCUCGCUGAGGGACUUCAUUUCAGGAUUCCCUGGUUCCAGUAUCCGAUCAUCUAUGACAUCAGAGCCAGACCCAGAAAAAUCUCCUCACUCACAGGAAGCAAAGAUCUUCAGAUGGUGAACCUCACAUUGCGAGUUUUGUCUCGUCCUCUGGCGUCCAACCUUCCUUUCCUCUACCAGCAUCUGGGACAAGACUAUGACGAGCGCGUCCUCCCGUCCAUCGUCAACGAGGUUCUGAAGAGUGUGGUGGCAAAAUUCAACGCGUCACAGCUCAUCACACAGAGAGCACAGGUGUCCCUGCUGAUCCGCAGAGAGCUGUAUGACCGAGCCAAAGACUUCAACAUCAUCCUGGACGAUGUGGCUAUCACUGACCUCAGCUUCAGUCGAGAGUACACCGCCGCCGUGGAGGCCAAACAAGUCGCCCAGCAGGAGGCGCAGCGAGCUCAGUUCUAUGUGGAGAAGGCCAAACAGGACCAGAGACAGAAGAUCAUCCAGGCUGAAGGAGAAGCUCAGGCUGCAAAGAUGCUGGGCGAGGCUGUGACGAAGAACCCAGGUUACCUGAAACUGAGGAGGAUCAGAGCGGCACAGACCAUCGCUAAGACGGUGGCGCAGUCUCAAAACAAAGUGUACCUGAAUGCGGACAGUCUGGUUCUCAACGUGCAGGACUGCGACAAGUUCAAUUUGUCGCUGGUGAAGUGAAGGCCACGCUCCCUCCUCAGUGUGAAAUCAUCAUUCCUUCAGUACCUCCAGAGAAAUUAAAUCCCCUGGUUCUUCUCACUUCUCUGAGGAUCUCGGUCGGGUCACAAACUGGGUCUUUUAUUUUGAAAGGCUCCUCUUGUGUUGGAGCGUUUUUGUUGUUUGUUUUGUUUACAGUGAAGAAUCGGACUUUAAAUAUGUCAGGAAACACUUUACACUUCGUCAUGAUUAACCUUUCAUUGUUACUGUCAUUAAAGCGUUAAACGGCGA